GUAGGACAACCUCCGUAUCAAGAAGCACGAGAUACUGUACUCUCGCGCGACAGUCAUUGACUCUGGGUCUUGGUCUUGCUACAAGUGGGAGUCGUAUCAGUGUUCCUCAUGAGUAAGAUGGCCAGCAACUCGGUGGUGUAUUCCGCGAUCGCGAGUUCAGGGGAAGACGUUUGGGUCGGGAACCCGGGUUGGAGAGCAGGAUCCAGUCAGUCGGGAUCACGUGCGAGUUCCAGCAGCGACACGGAGGGCAUCGGGGCGGACAGCGGGAUCGAGAACGAGCACGCACCGCUGUCACCGAAAGUUUCCGACGGCUCCGGGGAACUUUCAGCAAAUGAAUCGUCUUCUUCCGCUUCCGAUCAACGCAGCAACGAUGUUGCUGUGCGGUGUGGCCCAGGACGGCUACCCCGCGGCUGCAACCCCUGCGGGCUUCGGGCUCCUGGUGCCGACCCCUUCGCGAACCCCUGCAUUCUGACUUGGAGCCUCAGUCUAGGGUCUGCCUUCGAUCCCCGAGGACCACCGCGUUUUACCAGUGACACGCACAUUCAACUCGGUCGGACGAAAGAGGCACGUUCGAAAUGGGAAUCCUGA
Messenger RNA from Notodromas monacha, 588 nucleotides. Lineage: Eukaryota; Metazoa; Arthropoda; Ostracoda; Podocopida; Cyprididae. The record is from the annotation of a GenBank genome assembly.